AUGGAUUUCGUCUUCGGGUUACCCGAAGACGCACGCGGGAAUACGGGUAUUCUCGUAUUUGUUGACAGACUCAGCAAAAUGGUACACCUUGUGGCUGUACCAGAGACAAUCACGGCAAGUGGCUGUGCUUGUGUCUUUAUUGACACCAUCUUCCGACUUCAUGGGUUGCCCCGUGAACUCGUAUCAGACAGAGAUCCACGAUUCACUGCUGAUUUCUGGCGUUCCGUGUUCAAAUCACUCGGAACGCGCUUGAAGAUGUCGACAUCUGAUCAUCCAGAGUCAGAUGGUCAGACGGAACGUGCCAAUCGUGUCCUUGAAGAGAUACUUCGAGGAUACGUACACUCCUUUAAGAGUUGGAGUGAGUUUUUGCCGAUGGUAGAGUUUGCCAUCAACAACUCGGUGCAUGCGUCCACGACACAUACACCGUUUUACGUGAAUGGCUUGCGCCAUCCGCGUGUACCCACCUUACUAGAGUGUAACUCUGGUUUAAGGGGGGGAGGGACUCGCGCGAGCAAAAGCCGAUUUGGUUUACGCUCAUCACGCUCUGACGAAGAGGUCAUUGCGUUUGAUGCCGAUAUCGAUAACAUCGAUAUCGAAGAAGAUGAUGCCAGUGAGAGUGCGGAAGCCCUCACUGAAGAAAAGGCCGAUGUUGCUGCAGUGCGCCCACAGCGCACUGUAGCCAACGAGUCAUCAGAUGAGUUCAUACUGGCUCGUGAAACGGUAGUCCGUUUUGUGCAAGACUCCAUAGCCGAAGCGGUGGAUAAGCAAAAGCAAAGCGCUGACAAGAAUGGAAGGGCAAACACUCUUUUUUUUAAUCAAUGUGACUGA
Messenger RNA from Peronospora matthiolae, 828 nucleotides. Lineage: Eukaryota; Oomycota; Peronosporomycetes; Peronosporales; Peronosporaceae. The record is from the annotation of a GenBank genome assembly.